This is a messenger RNA of Lycium ferocissimum, 3063 nucleotides long. RefSeq lists its product as uncharacterized. Lineage: Eukaryota; Viridiplantae; Streptophyta; Magnoliopsida; Solanales; Solanaceae. Bases 315 to 965 code for a protein of 216 amino acids. The record is from RefSeq and is a predicted model, not a curated record. The transcript has 2 exons.
AAAAUAUUAUCAAGUGUUUGGCUUAGCGUAGAAAGUGAUAAUUCCUUACUUGUUUAAAUCGCCUAGUAUAUUGUUCCCUGUGGGAUCGACCCCGACUCAUAAUUGGGUAAAUUAUAUUGCAUACGACCGUGUACACUUUCUCUUUGAGGAGUGGAUUUGGACGUUAUCAUACUCUAUCAUUAAUUAAUGGGGAGAGGAAGGGUUUCUUUUCCUCAACAAGGGGUCUUAAACAGGGAGACCCCCUUUCUCCCUCUCUUUUUAUAUUAGCCGCUGAAUUACUUAUUAAACUUCUCAGCAAGUUACAUAAUAAGGACAUGUAUGUAGGAUACAACAAAUAUUCAAAUGGUCCAAGAAUCAGCCACUUGGCUUAUGCGGAUGAUGUCAUUCUCUUCACAUCUUGGGACAAUUAUUCCCUCAAGAAACUAUUAAAACAAUUGAGGAACUAUGAAGAGGUGACAGGGCAAAAGAUCAACAAUGGUAAGAGUAUGUUCUUAACAACAGAUCAUACAUUUGAAGGUACACACAGAAGAAUCACCAGAAUGACAUGUUUUCAACUUGGUAGUUUUCCCUUUAAUUAUCUUGAUUGUCCUAUUUAUACUGGAAAAGAAUUUCUUAUUUUGAUGAGAUUUCCUCAAAAAUACUUAGAAGAAAUGAUGGAUGGCAAGGAAACUUUCUAUCUCAUGGAGGUAAAGCUAUUAUCAUUCAGCAGGUUUUGCAAUCACAAACUUUGCAUCUUUUGGUAUGCCUUAUCCCCACCAAAAACUGUUUUGAAACAAAUUGAGAAAUAUCUUGCUAACUUUUUCUGGGGUCAAAAUGAAGGGAAAAACAAGUACCAUUGGAGUCAUUGGCAUAACCUUUGUUACCCUAAAGAGGAAAAAGGUUUGGGAUUCAAAGCUUUGAAAGAUAUUCAAAAUUCUUUUAUUUUGAAAAGGUGGUGGAGAUUUAGGAUCCAAAAAAGUCUUUGAGAUGAUUACUUAAAAUCUAAGUAUUGCAUUAGAACUAACUUUGUUUCUAGAUGUUGGAGCUCUGGUCAAUCACAAUGCUGGAAAGAACUUCUUAAUUGCAGAGAUAUUGUUGAGCCUCAUAUGUUUUGGAAAAUAAACUCUGUUCUUCUUUGUUUUGAUGGGACAACUGGACUGUAUGGGCCCUCUUGCUAAAUUAUUAGAACCAGGUCCAAAGCCAGGUAACACCCUUGUUAGAGAGUUCAUCAUUGACUGAAGCUGGAAUUCUCGUAAGCUUGAGGCUACUGUCCCUCCCAACCUUCGGUGUCUUAUUGAAAACAUUCGUAUUGCUGAGGUGAAUUCCCCAGACACUUUUAUCUGGACUAUCAACAAUGAUGGAAAAUUUAUCACUGCUUCUGCCUGGGAGCUUACCAGAGAAAGGAAAAACAAAAAUGAUAUUAUAGAAACCUCUGGCAGAAAGAGAUUGCUUUCAAAGUAGCCUUUCUUAAUUGGAGACUGCUUAAAAAGAAGCUUCCUUUUGAUGAUAUGUUGGUCAAAUUUGGGCAACAAGCUGUCUCCAGAUGCAAUUUUUGCAAUAAUCCUCAGUCUGAGACAAUGUACUAUGUUUUUGUGGAAGGGGACAAAGCUAAAAGAGUUUAGAAUUUCUUUGAUAAUCCUUUUGCUAUUAAAAUGCAUAAAGAUACUAUCAUACAAGUAUUAUGGAGUUGGUGGGCCUCUGGUAACUCUAAUUCUUUACAAAAGUUCCAAUGCAACACUGUCCCAAUAUAUAUAAAUUGGGAGUUAUGUAAGAGAAGGGAGGAUAGUAGGUAUGGCCAACAGUUCUAGUCUAUCAAUAAAUUUGUUAAUCAGGUGCUUUUUCAAAUCAAAAUCUUGUAUAAACGCUUUACACAAUUAACCUUCACUUGUCUUGGAAAGAUAUGUGCUUGCAGGUAACUACUCAACUCCUAUUAUUAGCUUUCCAGUUUGGAAGAGGCCACAACAACAACAAUUCAAAAUCAACACUGAUGGCACCUCCAUGAGUGAUAUGAAGAAAACUGGAGCAAGGAGGCAUUAUCAAAAUAGAUGAUGAAGAGAUGGUGCUAGCUUACUCUGAAUCCCUUGAAUUCUGCAGCAAUAAUGCAGCAGAAAUCAAGGCUGCUCUACUUGGGUUUCACUAUUUCUCAAGCGUGGGAUGGAAUAACAUCAUACUUGAGAUGGACUUUAAGCUGAUGAUGGACAUGAUCAAAGGAAUUAACAAUCCAUCAGGGAGAUCCCAACAGAUGAUAACACAGAUUCAAGACUAGCUUUGCAAACUAGAAGGAUCUGUACAACACUGUUACAGAAAAGCUAACUCUGUAGCAAAUAUCAUAUCAAAACAAGGCUCUGUGUAUGGUCUGAAUAGUGUGUUUCAAGACCGUCAAAAUCUACCUAAGACUGCGGUUGGUGCUUAUAGAUUGGACAAGUAUGGCAUGACCAAUUUCAGGAUUAGGAAAAAGAAAGUAGGCAUUGGCUAACUUGUAUAGAACAAAUGGUGAAUAUGUUAAAUAUAAGCAGAUUCAACAUUUGUUCUAAAUUAGUUUUUGAGAGCUUAUAGUAUAGAGAGGAAACCCCUCUGACUGUGCAAGGAUGGUUUUGUCAUUCUUUGCAGGAUGAUUAUCAUGUAACUGUCCCCUUUUUGAGAAUUCUGUUUAUAAUAAAUCAUAAAUUUAGUUUUUUUUUUUUUUAAAAAAAAAAAAAACUCCAACUUCAAAAUUCCAAAUAAAGUGAAAAAUAUUUAGUUUUCAUGGCCAACACCUACAAAGUGUUUGGAAAGUAUUUAAGAGGAAAUCAUCAAUAACAAUUGGAAUUUCCAAAAAUUGUACAAUACAGUUCCUGCUCAGGUGGCACUUCACAUAAGUACUACCCCUUUAGAAAAUGGUGAGAUGAAGGAUUAUGCAAUAUGGAAAAACUCAGAAGAUGGGCAAUAUACCAAUAAGAGUGCAUGGAACAUUGUCAGAAAUCACAUAACAAAGAACUUCAACCUCAGUCACAUUUGGCACAGUUCAGUCCCUUUCAAAUUUUCCUUUAUUUGUUGGAGAUUGUACUUUGGCAAGCUACCUUUCAAUGAUGUAAAGGCAAAGUU